Messenger RNA from Didymodactylos carnosus, 609 nucleotides. The record is from the annotation of a GenBank genome assembly. Lineage: Eukaryota; Metazoa; Rotifera; Eurotatoria; Philodinida; Philodinidae.
GUCUAGUAUUUCGACAAUUGUCGUGUAUGGGCAUAUUUUUUGAAAACCUCGUUUAUAGCUUAUUUUGAAGCCCAGAAAAUUCUCUAUUUUACUAUGUAUGCGCUUUGCUCAAGGACUUUGAAAUCGGACGAGAAAUUGGCGGAAAACGGUAAAUGGCUUUUGUUGAACUGGUGGCGAAAACUGAAAUGUAAUUUUUUUUUCAAAGACACCAGAAGGAUUUUUUGAAAAUGGGAAGUGAAAAGGGAAGCAUUUCCGAUCAUUUCCACUCAAAAUCAUAUUGGGCGAUUUUCUAGCAGAAACCGUUUCCCGUCCUUUAGUACUUUUACAAAAAACGGACAUCUCUGAAUAAGUUUUAUGAAAAUCAUAUUAAAUUUGAUAAAGAAACAUCUCUAUACAAACCACCAACAGAAAGAAAACAACUGGUCAAUACUGAUGAAGGUGACACAUGUCUACUCAUGUAAACCAUUAUCAAAAAGUAGUAUUUUCAUCUUUUUUUAUUGAAUUUUAGAUGAACAACAACCACCUGUUUCAAAUAAAGAUCAAAAUGUAAAUGAUGAUAAAUUGCAAAAUGAUAGUAAUGAUGAUCAUCUGGAAUUAAGAACAUUGUGA